This is a messenger RNA of Myripristis murdjan (pinecone soldierfish), 2235 nucleotides long. RefSeq names its product MBL associated serine protease 1 (gene masp1). Gene Ontology annotation, cellular component: extracellular region. Gene Ontology annotation, molecular function: serine-type endopeptidase activity; calcium ion binding. Lineage: Eukaryota; Metazoa; Chordata; Actinopteri; Holocentriformes; Holocentridae. The transcript has 13 exons. The record is from RefSeq and is a predicted model, not a curated record. The coding region runs from base 28 to 2235 and encodes 735 amino acids. Gene Ontology annotation, biological process: complement activation; proteolysis.
AGAGAGUCCAGCUGAUCAGUGAACUUCAUGAUGAGGAUUUUCCUCCUCCUCUCAUUGGUCCUUGCUGCGGUCGACGCCCAGCUGAUCUCUCUGAACGCCAUGUACGGGAGCCUGCAGUCGCCAAACUUCCCGGAGCCGUACCCGAGAGAGACGGAGCUGCGCUGGAACAUCAGCGUGCCCGACGGCUUCCAGGUCCAACUCUACUUCAGCCACUUCGAGCUGGAGCCCUCCUACCUCUGUGAGUACGACUACGUCAAGGUGGAGGCGGAGGGCGAGGUGCUGGCCUUGUUCUGCGGCAGCGAGGACACGGACACGGAGGAGGUGCCCAGCCAGCAGGUCAUCUCCUCGCCCAGGAGCUCCCUCAGCCUCCUCUUCUCCUCCGACUUCUCCAACGAGGAGCGCUACGCCGGCUUCGUGGCUCACUACAGCGCCGUGGAUGUGGACGAGUGCAGAGAUAGGAGUGAUGAGGAUUUACUCUGCGAUCAUUUCUGUCAUAACUACAUCGGUGGAUACUACUGCUCCUGUCGCUAUGGUUACCUGCUGCACUCUGACAACCGCACCUGCCGAGUGGAGUGCAGUGACAGUGUGUUUCGCGAGCGCUCAGGUGUGCUGAGCAGUGCCGACUAUCCUGCUGCGUAUCCCAAGAGCUCCGACUGUGUUUAUCGCAUUGAGGUGGAGCCCGGCUUCAAGCUCCGCCUCGAGUUCGACCCCAGCUUCGACGUGGAGGAUCACCCCGACGUCAGCUGUCCCUACGACUACGUCAAGGUCCAGGCCGGCAGCCGCAGCUUCGGGCCGUUCUGUGGCGAUAAAUCUCCAGGUGUGAUCCAGACCGACAGCAACCUGGUCCAGGUGUUCUUCCACAGCGACAACUCAGGAGAAAACCUGGGCUGGAGGCUCACAUACACAUCUGUAGGAAGUCGGUGUCCGGUCCCAGAGAGCCCAGAGAACUCCCUGCUGAACCCCGUCCAAUCAGAGUACUCCUUUAAAGAGCACAUCCUGGUUACCUGCAAGCCCGGAUACAGACUGCUGAAGGAUGGAGAGUAUUUGGACCACUUCCAGAUCGACUGUCAGAGCGACGGCUCGUGGAGCAGCCGUCUCCCACAGUGUCAAAAGGUGGAUUGUGGGAGCCCCAAGGUGGUUGCCAUGGGCGACACGGUGUUCGGUAGUCAUGACAACAGCACACUGUUUGGCGCUACUGUCCAGUACGUCUGCAAGGACGACGCCUUCCAGCUGCACCCCAACAUCAACAGCUCCUACAGCUGUGGGCAGACGGGGGAGUGGACCAACUCAGAACUAGGAGCUGCAGUCCCCAGCUGCCUCCCAGCGUGCGGCCAGCCCUCUCAGCCUCUGCCCGGCCAGGUGAAGCGCAUCGUGGGCGGUCGCAGCGCCGAGCCCGGCCUGUUCCCCUGGCAGGUCCUGCUCAGCGUGGAGGAUCUGACCCGGGUCCCUGAGGACCGCUGGUUCGGCUCCGGGGCCCUGCUGUCCGGCUCCUGGGUUCUGACCGCGGCCCACGUCCUGCGGUCCCAGCGGAGGGACAGCAGCGUCGUCCCCGUGGCCCCCGAGCACAUCAAGGUGUUCCUGGGUCUGCACGACGCCAGAGACAAGCGGCGCGCCACCAACCGCUCCGUGGAAAAGGUUCUGCUCCACCCGGAGUUUCAGCCGCGCAACUACAACAACGACAUCGCCCUGGUGAAGCUGAGCGAGGGGGUGGAGCUUAACCAGGUCAUCCGCCCCGUCUGCCUCCCGCCGCCACAGAGCAAGGACAGCCUCCCCACCCCCCUGCCCAACUCCCUGGGCGUGGUCGCCGGGUGGGGCAUCUCCAACCCCAACACCUCCUCCUCCUCCUCCUCCGGCGACCCCUCCACCCUGACCUCUGACCCCGCGGCAGCCGCCGACCCGGGCAUGACCUCUGACCUCCUGCAGUACGUCAAGCUGCCGGUGGUGCCGCAGGACGAGUGCCAGGCCAGCUACGCCUCGCGCUCCCUCGACUACAACAUCACCGACAACAUGUUCUGCGCCGGAUUCUACGAGGGGGGGCGGGACACCUGCCUGGGGGACAGCGGGGGGGCGUUUGUGAUGGAGGACGGGGCCAGCCGGCGGUGGGCGGUGUUCGGCUUGGUGUCGUGGGGCGGGCCGGAGGAUUGCGGCAGCCAGAGGGUGUACGGCGUUUACACCAGGGUGGCCAACUAUGUGGAGUGGAUACAGAGUCAGCUGGAUACUGCCCCCUGGUGGUGA